This is a messenger RNA of Prorocentrum cordatum, 1583 nucleotides long. Lineage: Eukaryota; Dinophyceae; Prorocentrales; Prorocentraceae. The record is from the annotation of a GenBank genome assembly.
UUUCAUGUGUGCACAGGCUACUCCCAUCGCCAGCAACCCUCCGCAUGCUCCAUCGCGACGGGCUUGCAGCAAUUCGCAGACGGCGCCGCACGCGCGCUGCCCCCUGACGGCGUGGCUGCGACUGGUAUAGCAGUUAAAGACGGCCCUACAGAGCAUCGUGCUGACGUGCACGGAGCCCACGGCAAGGUACAGGACCCUGGACUCAACAUGGCCACGCUUCCACUGGUAGCCAGGCGUCCAAAGGACAUGAUCUGUAGACGUCCCCCGAACUCGUUGGCCAUCCGUCGCGCCACCCCGGGCAAGCCUCGUUGUCAUGCCCAAGCAGCGCCGACCAGCCAUAGGCCCGCCGCACCACCUCCACGGCAAGCUGCUCGGUCGGCGUGGGCCUGGACUGUGGGACGCCCAGGGGUGCGAAGUCGAGCGCACUUGUUCUGCAGGCGCGAGGGGAGACAUCAACGCCUCUGCGGUUGAGGAGCACAACCGCGUUCCUGCAGCGUCCGUCUCAUAUGCAUGCCUUUUCCUUGGCGCGCCAACGACAAGAACGAAUAUGCUAUGACCUGACAACUGCUGGAUCCGAGUUUCACGCCGUGCGCGACGCUGGGGCAUAUGGACCAGGGAGACGAGGAGGAGGAGGAGGAGGAGGAGGCGGAGGAGGAGAAGGAGGAGGAGGAGGAAGAGGAGGAGGAGGGGGAGGAGGAGGAGGAGGAGGAGGAUGUGGGUGGCGGCUCUCCGAAAAUCGGGGCAGGCCUGGAGGCCGCGCGGCCUGCGCCGUCGCGACACGGGGCCGAAAACCGUGGGUGGGCCGACCCCCUGGCGAGGGAGCAGCACGCAUGCCUGCGGGUGUCAGCGCUCUCGCCGACGCCUCUCAUCGAAUGGCCCAGAACUAAGCGGUCUGGUGAAUGGCUUUGGGAUCUGGGCUGCUCUCUGGAGGGGUUUCCAACCAUCCAGCGGCGUUCGAGAUUCUUCGGUGAUCGGACCACCUGCCGUCACCAGACUGGUUCGGGACCCCUGCCCUGGGCAGAACAAACAAUUGACGCUGGACCGCACCGGUCCUGGCCCUGGUUGAACCUUAUCGCGUGGAGCACAAGCUCGACCAGAGAUCCCGUGGACGCCACACCCUAAUCAUGACAUCGAAUCUCAGGGGAUGCACGGCAUGGAACGGCAAAGGUUCAGACAAGUCGGCCAUGGUCAUGAUGACCAUGCCACUCGUGAAUGACCACAAUGGCCAACCUGUCUGAACCCCUGCCGGGGCCCGCGCUUAAAUCUUCAAGUGCAGUGUCGGCAGCAUGCAGCUAGAAUGCCAAUGUCGGCAACCUGGUCAUAUCAAUAUUGGCCAUGCAGCUUGUAUGGCCUGCAAACUUUGCACAGUCUUCGAGUCGACGAGGGCAAUUGCACGAUGAUCGGCGUUGCGGGUGCUCCCCGCAACACGCGACAGAAGCAGUCCGUGUGCCCAUGUAAAAAGUAAAAGUAUAAAUGCUGGUGCCAAGGGCAACUAUCGAGUAGUCAUUUUUUGAGCCCUGUUGGAUUUUAAACAUGCACUCCGAGGCCAAGGGAGGGCAUCAACGUUGGCUCAUGUGUCUCAC